Molecule: messenger RNA, 1086 nt
Organism: Paramecium sonneborni
Lineage: Eukaryota; Ciliophora; Oligohymenophorea; Peniculida; Parameciidae
Source: the annotation of a GenBank genome assembly
AAAUAAUAUAGAAAAUGGAUGUUCAAUAGGAUGGAGAAUAAAAUAUAGAUUAUAAUGAAAAUGAUGGUAAUACAGUACCAAAAUUUACAAAGCUAUUCUCAAAAGCAAUGGAUUAAUUUAGAUUGAGAGUAUUUUUCUUAUUUCUUGAGAGAUUGUACAUAAUAAUCAGUAUGUCGAUUAUUUUAGUUUUAUUAUCAUUAUAAGAUUGUGGAUGGAAUGAUUUACAUUAUUGGGUGUUGUUUAGUAAUAUAUAGGCAGUUUUUAGCUUAAUUUUGUAUGGAUAAUUAUUUAAUUUUUCGAACAAGGAAUCAAUAUAAUAACAUUUAGCAUUUCAUUAUGUUUAAAUAGUAUUUGUUCCAAUAAAUGAAGUAACAGAUCAUCCUGUUGCUCCAGAAGGUAUUAAAUAAAUAUAAAAUAUUAGUUUUUGAUCCCACUGCAAACUUAACAACAAUGGAACUUGAUAAAAAGGCAGAUGUGAUGCAAUUAUAAAUAAGAUAAGAGAUUGUUAAUUAAAGCAAAUUUUGCAAAUAUAAUAACAUAUUUAGUAAUGCUACAAAUUAAGGAAUAUUUAUAUGGACUAUUUAUUAUAUAGUAGCAAAUCCAAAUACAAGUACAGGAUCAGGAGAAUGUGACAAAUGGCCAAUUAUACAAACUUAUAUAUAUGGAUCAUUUUUAUUCUUAUAAUAUUCAUAGUAUUAUUUACUAGCUGCAUUAGCAUUAGUUAUGCUCCCUUUUAUUUUAGUUUAUCUGAUAAUUCGAUGUUUUACAGAUAGAAGAAAGAAAUAAUAAGCAUUGAUGGCAUUGAAUGAUUUACAAAAAAAUAAGAUUUUAUAUAAACCUAAUAUUCUUGAAGGAGAUUAAGAAUGCUCAAUUUGUAUGCAACCAUAUUAAAGUGAUGAUGAAGUCUUAAGAUUACCUUGUAGUACUCUUCAUCAUUUUCAUAAUACAUGUAUUUCUGCUUGGCUUUAAAUUUAAUCAACUUGUCCAAAUUGUAGACAAUAAUUAUUACCAGAUAAUUUAUAGCCACUUCUUCAAUAACCAUAAUAAUUAUAAGAGCCAUUAUGAUAAAUAUAUUAAAUAAACCAA